AUGAAGGAUCCUAGCAGAAUUUUUAAUGGCGAUGAAACAAACUUUUAUUAUGGGCCAAAACUUGGACAAGUCGUUGCUCUAAAAGGCUCCAAGAACGUUUACGAAGUAGAUAUGGGAGGUGUGAAACAGAAUCUCACUGUGAUGUUCACCUUCUCAGCAUCGGGUACAAUAACACCGCCGAUGAUCAUCUUCCCAAACAAGAGACUUCCACAAUCGGUGAAGGACAGUGUUCCAGAAGGAUGGACAUAUGCGUUAACUGAUAAUGGUUGGAUGAAAUCCGAAACUUUUUUAUUGUACCUUGAAUUUGUCUUGCAUCCCAGCCUUAUCAAAUCUGGAGUUGUGUUUCCAGUAAUAGUAUUUGUUGAUGGACACAAAACACAUGUCACAUACCCAGUAAGUACUUUAUGCUCUAGGCUGGAGAUAGUCCUAAUAGCCCUAUAUCCUAACUCCACUCGAAUUCUUCAACCCGCCGAUGUUGCCAGUUUCAGACCCUUAAAAAAUCUUUGGCGUUAUGGGGUUUUGUACUGGAGAAGAAAUCAUCCAUUCAUGAAACUACGAAAGGAAGAUUUUGCUGCUAUUUUGUACACGGCAGUGGAAAAACUUGAUGCAACAACUAUAUUAAACGGCUUUAAAGCAUGUGGAUUAUUUCCUUGGGACUUCAAUGCAAUAGACUAUACCAAGUGCCUAGGAAAAAAUACCCAUAUUAUUGAUAGUGUAGAAGAACCAGAAGCAAAUAUUAGUGAAGGCCAAUCAGAAAAACAAAUAAGUUUGACUUUGUUCAAAAAGCUAAUAGGUGAUAAAUAA
Molecule: messenger RNA, 804 nt
Organism: Anthonomus grandis grandis
Lineage: Eukaryota; Metazoa; Arthropoda; Insecta; Coleoptera; Curculionidae
Exons: 1
Coding region: 1-804 (267 amino acids)
Cellular component (GO): nucleus
Molecular function (GO): DNA binding
Source: RefSeq, a predicted model, not a curated record